Messenger RNA from Pogona vitticeps (central bearded dragon), 2223 nucleotides. NCBI's taxonomy places the organism in Eukaryota, Metazoa, Chordata, Lepidosauria, Squamata, Agamidae. The record is from RefSeq and is a predicted model, not a curated record.
CAGCUCCAUAAUGAAGGACUUGUAUUCAACAAGGAAACUGUGCAGCACCUGGAAGAUGCUAUCAAAGCCAUUAAGGAGUUGGAAGAGGAAAGAAAGUGUACAAUAGAAUUAUUAGAAGAGGAAACAAUAAAAAACUGUAAUCUCCGUGUCAGAAUCAAAGGGCUUCCAGAGAUUGUUAUGAAAGAGUUCGAAGAACUCGUGGCUGCUGCCCAUCGAUUUCGUUUUGAUAAGUUAAGUGAAAUAGAAGUUUCCAUUAAUGAGAGCAUCACAGCAAUAGAAGCAACGUAUUCAAAGCAAGAGCUCUCGGAAGAGCAAAAUACCACUUUGUGUGAGGAGCAAGCAGAAUUGUGGAUCAAACACCAAGAAGUUAUUGAACUAGUAAAUCAGCAGAUGGCUGAAAAACAUGCUGUCAAUAUCGAGAUAAACGAACUUCACAAUCUGAAGAAACAAGAAGAAGAAGAAAUUGUCAUGGAGAAGAAUGCGAUUGAAGAGCUGAAGAUAAUUAUGGCUCAUGAGGCCACUGAAUUUAGAGAAAAGAAAGACACGUUGGAUGCACAGAUUGCAGAUCUUCAGCGCAAACUUGAAGCCAAGAGGCGUGAAAAUUCAGCAAAGAAGGACGAAUAUCUUGAACUGGCUUCAGACUUGAAAGAUCUUCAGGAGAAAAUUGAAGAUUAUACUAAGAGCAAUAUGGCUCUAAGGGAUGAGCUAGCAGAGCUUCUUAAGCAGAUAAGAAAACAAAUAAACGAAUUUGAAGAAAAGAAGGCCAGGAAAGAAGAACUCCUCAAAAAAAAGGCAGAUCUUCAAACUAGACUAACGACCAAAGAAGGAGGCUUUGAUGAAGAAAGGGAAGAGCUGCUGCGUCAGUUGAAGGAUAUAGAGGAGAAGCUGGAAGUGGCCCGGCAGUGCUAUGAAAAACUUAAAAAAGAAAAUGAUCUCCUGAGCACCCAGUUACAAGCAUUUCUUGAUGAGGAGGAACGUUCCUGUGGAGAAAGAGACAGGCUUGCGGAAGAAUUUGAACAUUUAUCCAAUAUGCUCACUGAAAAGCUUGACCACCUAGCAAAGCGCUUAGUGGAGACAAAAACUAUAGAAGACGAGCUUGACAGAUUGCAGGAAAUACUUGAUGUCUCGCAGAAUACCUACACAAGAGAACUUUCACAUUUAGAGGACACAUUAAAGAAAGAAAAUGACAGAAGGGAAAUGCUUCAGGAUCAGCUUGCUAACAUUACAGCACAAUAUCAGAAAAUGAUUGCAGAUCACAAUGAGUUACUGGAGACUUCAAAGCAAAAGAGUGAUGCUUAUAAAAAGCGGCUUAGUGAAUUAACAGCACAGAAUGAACAGCUCAAGAAAGAAAUAAAAGCAUCUGAAGAAAUCCUUAAGGCCCUCCUUGACAAACUGCAUAAAAAAGAAGCUCAAUAUAAGAAACGUGAUGCUAGCUUGUUGGCAGAAAUCAAGAAGCUUGAGGAAGAAUAUAAUGCUACCAAAAUACUUCUACAAGAAAAGGAAGAAGAAUUGAAAGUUAAUCUCCCACUAUCGCAGGAACUGAAGAUAGAAUUAGAGGAAACAACCACCUCAUAUAAUAACCAAAAUGAGUUGUGUGCAGAAUUACUAGAAGAAGAACGCAUGCUGAAAAAAUCCAUUGACCGGUCAUUAAAGGAGAUCAGCAAGCUCAAUAGGCAGAAGACGAAUGCCAAGAAUGAACUCAAGAAGAACAGGGAGUUGGCAUUUGACCAGCUGCAAAGGUUUGGUCACUCUUUGAAGUUUUUAGAGAGAGACAACUACGAGGUGAACAGAAAGCUCUAUGUUUUGAAUGCAGAAAACGCCAGAUUAAGAGCAGGCAUUGCCUUUCUCAAAGAAGAUGUUUCCACAAUUGAAUACGAGGCGAAAGUCUAUCAGUCAGAGAGACAACAAAUUCAUAAAGAUAGGAAAGCCCUUUAUGAUCUUUUCAUCAAGAAAUGGAUCAGGGAUGAACACCUUCAAAAGAUGUUCCUGAAGCAUCAACAUGACGUCAUGAAUCUUCUGGAAGAACAUAUCAGACGAAGCACAAAAAUAAACAACAAGGCUGACUAUGUCCAUGAUGGGUUACAGCUGAACUAUGAGGAAAUGGAUUCUUUGUUGAAAAGCAAAUCCACGCAGAGCUGUGACAAAGAAUGAAAAGACUGCAGGGAAGAUGAAAGGAAGUUAGAAUACUUGAGCUUUAUUCUACUACACAUCCUUACACAUGUG